Molecule: messenger RNA, 2509 nt
Organism: Scomber scombrus (Atlantic mackerel)
Lineage: Eukaryota; Metazoa; Chordata; Actinopteri; Scombriformes; Scombridae
Product: aspartate aminotransferase, cytoplasmic-like
Exons: 9
Coding region: 137-1369 (410 amino acids)
Biological process (GO): L-aspartate biosynthetic process
Cellular component (GO): cytosol
Molecular function (GO): L-aspartate:2-oxoglutarate transaminase activity; pyridoxal phosphate binding
Source: RefSeq, a predicted model, not a curated record
CAGCCGACUGAAGGUUGAAUCCGGCCCCGUCUCACUCACCCUCCGCCGCCGUUGGAAGCACUUUCUUCCCCCGCUCUCCUCUCCUCCGCCUCCAGCUCCACUUCUUGCACCGGGAUCAUCCGCGUUGACCCGAGCCAUGUCCAUAUUCAGCGAUGUCCCACAGGCCCCGCCGGUAGCCGUCUUCAAGCUGACUGCUGACUUCAGGGAGGACAGCCACCCGCAGAAAGUGAACCUGGGGGUCGGAGCUUACCGUACUGAUGACUGCGAGCCCUGGGUGCUGCCCGUGGUGAAGAAGGUGGAGAAGCUCAUUGUGGACGACGCCAGCCUGAACCACGAGUACCUGCCCAUCCUCGGCCUGCCCGAGUUUCGCUCCGCCGCCUCCAAGGUUGCCCUGGGAGACGACAGCCCCGCCAUCAAGGAGAACAGGGUGGGAGGAGUCCAGUGUCUCGGUGGAACCGGUGCUUUGAGGAUCGGUGCAGAGUUCCUGCGCCGCUGGUACAACGGCACCAACAACACAGCCACACCCGUCUACGUCUCAGCUCCCACCUGGGAGAACCACAACGGUGUGUUCGGUGACGCCGGCUUCAAAGACAUCCGGCCUUACCACUACUGGGAUGCUGCUAAGAGAGGUUUGGAUCUGAGCGGACUGCUGGAUGACCUGGAGAAAGCUCCAGAGCAUUCGGUCUUUGUCCUCCACGCCUGCGCACACAACCCCACCGGCACCGACCCGACCCAGGAGGAGUGGAAGAAGAUCGCUGAAGUCAUGAAGAGGAGGAAUCUGUUGGUUUUCUUCGACUCGGCCUAUCAGGGUUUCGCCUCCGGCAGUCUGGAUAAAGACGCUUGGGCCAUCCGCUACUUUGUGUCUGAGGGAUUUGAGCUCUUUGUGUCUCAGUCCUUCUCCAAAAACUUUGGACUGUACAAUGAGAGAGUCGGAAACCUUACCGUGGUUGCCAAGGAUACGGAGAACCUGACCCGCAUCAUGUCUCAGAUGGAGAAGAUCGUCAGGACGACCUGGUCCAACCCUCCGUCUCAGGGAGCGCGCGUCGUCAGCAAGACCCUCAACUGCCCCGAGCUGUUCGCAGAGUGGAAGGGCAACGUGAAGACGAUGGCCGACCGCGUCCUGCUGAUGAGGGACGAGCUGAAGUCUAAGCUUCAGGCUUUGGGAACUCCAGGAACCUGGGAUCACAUCACCCAGCAGAUCGGCAUGUUCAGCUUCACAGGCCUGAAUCCCAAGCAGGUUGAGUACAUGAUCAAAGAGAAGCACGUGUACCUGAUGGCCAGCGGUCGCAUCAACAUGUGCGGCUUGACCACCAAGAACAUCGACUACGUCGCCCAGUCCAUCCACGACUCCGUCACCAAGGUCCAGUAGAAGGUCCCUGCCACUUCCUGUCUGUGUGUGUGUGAGUGUGUGUGCACCUCACAGGAAGUCAUCAUCACCAUCAUCAUCAUCAUCGUGUCUUUUGUCCAAAAUCCUGCUUAAUCCCUCUCCUCUGAUUGGUCGAACCAAUGUUCUCACAUGAAGGUGCAAUGAUAGUUUUUUUAGGGAAGACACUUGAACACUGACAGUAGAGCUUAUUAUCUCUCUCUCUCUAAAAUGUGUAGAAGAAGAAAAAAGGUCCCUUCAUUUUAAAAAUUUGCUCUCUUUGCCAGUACGAUUUUUUUUUGUUGUGAUUCUCGUGCUUCCUCCGUAACCUUUCAGCACUUCACUAAGGGAUUAACUGUAUUAAAUGUAUCUGUCACACAGAACAAAUAGCAGCACAGAUAUAUAUAUAAGAGUUAAUGUAAAUAUAUGUAAUCACCGUUUAGAAGGUCCUACUAUUUCCUGUUAAAGAGCUUGAAGUCGUCUCUGGUUCUACUUCCUGCUCCGAAGCCCUUCACAGAUAAUCAUGAUGCUUCGGUACUGUAAUCUGCCUCAAUCAACUGUCGGUAUGUACGGUUUUACUUCUUUUUCUUUCUUUUUUUUAAAGCUUAGUUGUUGAAGUCAACUAAGAUGCACUAUCAAAACUCAACCCAGGACAUUUCUCUCUUUUUCUUUUUUCAUGCAUUGCAGUCUGAAGAAGAAGGGGAGGGAUUAUUAUAAGUGUCACUCAAAAGUCAUACAUGUGCCUGUUUUUAAAAAAAAAUUGGUUUUGCCUCGUCGUCGUCGUCUGUGCAAAUCUGUGCAGCUACGAUAAAAAAAAAUACAAAACAAGCUUUGUGAUGUCAUAGUUCAGAUCACUGGAAGCAGCUUUUGUUGUGCCAAUAAUGAACAAAAAUCACCUCUUCUUCUUCUUCUUCUCUUCUUCAGUGGUGUUUUUUUGUUUCCUCUCCUCCACCUUACAGUGCCCUUAUUGUGUUACAGUAAUGAUAAUAAUUAAUAAAUAAAAUAAAGCCUUGGUUGUUGUUGUAAUGAGCCACUCUGACACAGAAGCACACUCCCCCAUUAUUACCUGGUGUUUGUUUUUAAUGACAUGCAGCAGUCUGUGUGUUCAUACUGUAAUAAAUAAUAUAAACCACAGGAACCAACUGA